AUGGGCGAUAGCUUGGUGCCUGCGGGAUACUUACCCUCAUACACGGAGAGGAAGAUGAGCGCCAUGGCUUGCGCCGUCUUCAACGAGCUUCGCCUGCAAGGGAAGCUCUGCGACGUGAUCAUCAGCGUGGAUGGUAUCGAAUUCAACGCUCACAAGAACGUCCUCUGUAGCUGCAGUCACUACUUCUGGGCUUUGUUCAUCAGCAACUGGAACACGGCAGAGAAGAUCGUAUACAAAAUUCCCGGCACUUCACCUGAAAUUAUGAGGCUCAUUAUUGAGUACGCCUACACCCAGACAGUACUGGUCACGGCUGAGAACGCUGAAAAGCUGCUCAGUGCCGCCGACCAGUUCAGCAUCAUGGGUAUCGUCAGGCUGUGCUGCGAGUUCUUAAAAUCCGAGAUGUGCUUUGAAAACUGCAUCGGCAUCUACAGACUCACGGAUUAUUACCACUGCCCCGAGCUGCGAGAAGCAGCUUACGUGUUCAUCCUCCACCACUUCGUGGAGAUCGUCAAGGUCUCUGCGGAGUUUCUAGACCUCUCUGCCAACGAGCUGAUGAACAUCAUUGAGAAGGACGAGCUCAACGUGCAGGAAGAACGCCACGUGUUCGAGGCGAUUCUGAAGUGGAUCGCUCACGACCCACAGAAGAGGAGGCAGCACAUCGCGGUUUUGCUGGGCAAGGUUCGACUGGCCCUGAUGAAGACAGACUACUUCAUGAACAACAUCAAAACCCACGAGUAUGUCAAGGACAACAUCAAGUGCAAAAGUCUCAUCAUAAACACCCUGACAGAACUGUACAACCUCAACAUGCGCGGCCCGUCGUGCUCCAAUUCUAGCAACUCUCUCAGCCGGCUUCGCCUGCCCUAUGCCGUCUUGCUCGCUAUCGGGGGCUGGAGCGACGGGAGCCCGACCAACGCCAUCGAGGCGUACGACUGCCGCGGAGACAAGUGGAUGAUGGUCACCUGCAAAGAAAGCCCCUUUGCCUACCAUGGCACUGCUUAUCUAAAAGGCUUUGUCUACGUGAUUGGGGGCUUUGACAGCGUGGAUUAUUUCAACACCGUCAAGCGGUUUGACCCCCUGAAGAAAACGUGGCAGCAGGUCGCACCCAUGCACUCGCGGCGCUGCUACGUCAGCGUCACCGUCCUCAACGGCUUCAUCUACGCCAUGGGAGGGUUUGACGGGUACACACGCCUCAACACCGCGGAACGGUACGAGCCGGAGACGAACCAGUGGACGCUGAUUGCCACCAUGCAUGAGCAGAGAAGCGAUGCCAGCGCGACCACGCUGCACGAAAAGGUUUAUAUAUGCGGCGGGUUCAAUGGAAACGUGUGCUUGAUCACAGCCGAGGUGUACAACGCCACAACAAAUCAAUGGACCUUCAUAGCCCCGAUGCGAAGCAGAAGAAGCGGAGUAGGCGUGAUCGCGUACAGGAACGAGGUGUACGCGGUCGGAGGAUUUGAUGGGAUCAACCGGCUUCAGACCGUGGAAGCUUACAACCCAGCUGUCAACGCAUGGCGCACAGUCCCCACCAUGUUCAACCCCCGCAGCAACUUUGGCAUCGAAGUAUUGGAUGACCUUCUGUUCGUGGUUGGUGGCUUCAACGGGUUUAGUACCACCUUCAACUCCGAGUGUUACGACGAACGCACCAACGAGUGGUACGACGUUGAGAACAUGAGCGUAUACCGUAGCGCUGUGAGCUGCUGCGUGGUGCCAGGCCUGUCUAACAUCAGGGACUACAUUGCCAGCCGCGACCAAUGCGAGGACAACUUUCCAAGGGAAGUCAGGUUCACUUCUUCGACAACGAGCCUGCCUGUCUAA
This is a messenger RNA of Eurypyga helias (sunbittern), 1815 nucleotides long. It is a transcript of the gene KLHL10, whose product is annotated as kelch-like family member 10. Lineage: Eukaryota; Metazoa; Chordata; Aves; Eurypygiformes; Eurypygidae. The coding region runs from base 1 to 1815 and encodes 604 amino acids. Gene Ontology annotation, molecular function: protein binding. The record is from RefSeq and is a predicted model, not a curated record. The transcript has 5 exons.